Camellia sinensis is the source of this 1603-nucleotide messenger RNA. RefSeq lists its product as uncharacterized. Lineage: Eukaryota; Viridiplantae; Streptophyta; Magnoliopsida; Ericales; Theaceae. The record is from RefSeq and is a predicted model, not a curated record.
UCUGUAAUUAACCGGUUUUCCUGUUUCUUUUGCAGCAAUCCAAGUCUUGCAAGCCAACUAUCAAUUUCCCAACGUAGAGGCAAUUCGGACCGUGCUUCGUUAUUCCCACCGAGAUUGCAACGAUUUGCUCGGUUACACCCCAACCUACAUGUACUCUGCUCCGCGCCGGAAUAGAGUAACAGACUUCCUCCGUGCUCCAUUGCCACCUCCAGACCCUACCCUUCCUGGCGUCCCCUUAAUCCGGUUAACAGACGAACAAGAAAUGGCCAAAAGAAGCCGAAUCAAAAACCUUCUCACUGCAACCUGGGCCGAGAUACCGAGCGUCGUCGCCCGUUCCCCGGCUGCCGGUCAAUCAAGUGCCGCCGUGGUCGCCUUAGCUUCUCCAGCCGCCGGGCAGUCUAGCCAAGAAACACACCGGGCUGGCAAAAGACCACAAACAGAUCCCUCUGCCGAGCUCGUCGCCGAACUGACUACCGAGCAACCUGCCGACAGGGUCAGCCCCAUCCCAGCAUGGCGGCCGCAGUUGAAGCACUGGGGCAAAGAGAUCCCGACAAAUGCUUCGGUCAAAGGUGACAAGGAGCAUUUGCUUGCCUUCGACCUCUCAAAGGCUCUGCUACUGCCCAGCGACGUGGUUGGCAGUGACCACGUUCCUGACACCCGGCUGGUCAAAUCCGCCGUGAAGUCCAUGACCAGGGCCAUCCAAAAGCAGCACUUGGUCAUGGAGCGCAUCCACAGACUUCGGCAGAAGGCGAGUGAUACCGCAAGCCAAGUCGAAAGCCUCCAAACCGAGCUUGGCCGAGCAAAGUCAUCGCUCGAAGCCGCCAAUUCCGACAACAACAGGCUGCUCGGCCAACUUGAAGCAGCCGAGAAAGAGAAGGACGAGCUCCAGGCCGAGCUUGACGAGCUGAAGAAGUCCAGGAAAAAAGACUGCGAGGACGCCAAUAACGCCGGCUUCAACGAAGCCGAGGAAAACUACAAGAAACAAGUCUUCGCCACCCAGGACAUUUACUUCAAGGCUGGAUGGAAGGCUGCCUGUCAACAGCUCGGUCAGGGUCCUGACACUGACGUGUUUGCCUUUCCACCGGCUGUCUUUUUACCGACCUACCUCAUUCCAUAUGCCAAUGACGUCUUCAGUGCGCUGCAAGCUGAGGCCGAGGAAGGACUUCAAGAAGAGGACGAGAGCGAAGCUGAAGGAGAGGACCAAACCGAACAGGAGCAGGCCGGCCAGACUGGGACCGGUGUCCAGGACCCAACUGCCACGGUCAACCUGGAGGCUGAUGAGGAAUUCCCUGAUCUCUCCCCCCUAGCUUAGGUUUCUUUUUUCUGUUUCUGUAAAUGUAACCGGGCUAAGUUUCCCACCUUUUGUAUGAACUUUUUAUCAAUGAAAAGCUUUGAUUUCAUCAAGUGUUUGGACGGUCGUCAUCAAUUCCUUUUUCAGCAACACAUCUCGGUAUAAAUUGUAAAAUCGAACAUAACACCCAAGUUGAACUCACCAACUUUUUCAACCGGAAUAAAUCAACUCGGUUGGGAAUCCUAAGCUGGGCAAAACACCAACUCUUCCAACCGGAGUAAAUCAUCUCGGUUGGGAAUCCGAAGUUGGGCA